This is a messenger RNA of Suillus subalutaceus, 629 nucleotides long. RefSeq lists its product as uncharacterized. NCBI's taxonomy places the organism in Eukaryota, Fungi, Basidiomycota, Agaricomycetes, Boletales, Suillaceae. The transcript has 3 exons. The annotation marks the transcript as partial. The record is from RefSeq and is a predicted model, not a curated record.
CGAUGAUCGCAAUUGCAAUGAAAACAUCCUUGGGAUUAAAAAUCGUCUUCAUCUGGACCUGCCUUCUCAUUGGCAUCAAUUACAUCUUCAAGGAAUUAUUCCCUAUCCAGACUUGGAUUGAAGUGAUCAUUCCCGCCAGUAUGGUAGCAACUUGGCUCUUAGCUAUUGUCCUAGUGCGAAUUCCAAUUACCCGCAGAAGUUGCAUAAAGGAUGCACGUGUCCUUUCAAUACUAUGCUGGGUCUUCUGUGGAUUGUGGAUAGCCCAACGGUGUUAUGACAAUUUGACCGUGGAGACAUGGUCACCAGUAGAUAUUUUAAAACAAAUUGCCUUAGUCUUGGGUUCUACAUUGGCGUUGGCGCUGGAGUUUAUGGUCACGUUGUGUUUCUGGGGGAAUUUGAAGUGGAAGCAUCCGAUCAUGACAGUUUGGUAUCUGCUCUUGGGCACGCUGGAACAGGCAUUUCAUGAUCUCGUCCCCAGCGAGAAUAAUCUGGACUUGUUUGCAUAUACCUCAUUGCCCCAUGAAGAUGCUGAUUUGUCGGAUCUUUCAGACUCGGAAUUUGACGAGAAACCUUACAAACUCGAGGUCUGAAUGCUCACAGCACUAGGGACUAUCUCUUCUAGACCUGGC